CCGUACACAGAUUAUAAAUUUUCAGUCGAUCAAUCAACAUUUUCCAGAAGUUUUCGCUGUUUUCAUCGGUUGAGCUACGCAGUUUCACAAUAUUUUCAAGAAUUGCACUUGUGUAAAAAGUUUUGGUGAUUAUUGUGUACAUUUUCGACUUAUCUAAAAGGUAUCAAAAUGCUGUCUCGAAUGUGUAUAUCCCGUUUUGGAACCAGUCACCUGGCUAUAAAUGUAACACAAAGUUUGAAGACCCCGGUACCCCAGAGGUUCGUGCCGAAGAACUACGUCGUGAGAAACUAUGCUCGAGAGCCCCGUGCAAGAGUCGCCACUAGGGUUCAACCCACUAUCUGGGAAAGGCUUAUGGCGCCUGCUGGUCCAAACGCUUUCAGUUUAGGAAAAGGUGCAUUGGCAGGGGCUUCCGCAGUGGGGUUGGCGGCUCUCUGUUACUAUGGGUCUGGCAUCAAACCUGGCACACUGCAAGAGGCACACCUCUGGCCUCAAUAUGUGAAGGACCGUAUCAAAACAACUUAUGGGUAUAUAGCAGCUUCACUGGCAGUUACUGCUGGAAGUGCAGUAACUGUCUUCAGAACACCGGCACUACUGAAUUUAGUGGCACGAAGUGGAUGGAUGUCUAUACUCGUGACAAUGGGUCUCAUGAUCGGCUCUGGCAUGGUUGUGCGUGGUAUGGAGUACAGGCCAGGGUUUGGACCUAAACAGCUGGCAUGGCUGGUACACACAGGCAUAAUGGGUGCAGUAAUAGCACCUUUGUGCUUCCUUGGUGGACCGAUCCUAACUCGUGCUGCUUGGUAUACCGCGGGUGUCGUGGGUGGUCUGAGCACAGUGGCGAUCUGCGCGCCGUCUGGAGAGUUCCUGAACAUGCGAGCACCAUUGGCCAUGGGUCUAGGAGCUGUGUUCGCUGCUUCUCUGGCUAGCAUGUUCCUGCCCACCACCACUGCAUUGGGAGCCGGUUUGUACUCGUUCAGCUUGUACGGCGGUUUGGUAGUAUUCGGCGGCUUCCUUCUAUACGACACGCAGAUGAUCGUCAAGCGAGCAGAGACCCACCCCAUGUACGGUUUCCAGCCCUAUGACCCUAUUAACUCAGCUGUGUCAGUAUACUUGGACGUUCUGAACAUCUUCAUGCGCAUCGCGAUGAUCCUCGCCGGCGGCGGCGGCCAGAGAAGGAAGUAAACAAACUAUGUUGCCAUGCAGAGAAAGCAGCAAAUAUAAAACCAGAAAAAUAUUUAAAGUAACUGUAGGGGAUUUACUUUAAAUCUGUCGUGCUUCUUUCCGAACGUUUCGAACGAAAUGUAGCAGAAGCUUUAACAUGUGAUAUUUGUAGGUAAGCUUAGAUUAAAUAAUGUUAUAGAUACAAGCUCUCAGGGAAGAAAAAUGCGCGAAUCAUAGGCAUAGCUACGAUCACGGCUUUAGUUUAUCAGCCAAAAAAUUCGUGAAAAAUUUGUAGAACAAGUUGUUUCAUUCUACAUUCAAUUUAGUUGUUUUAUUUAUUUAGUAUGUAUUUUGAAGUUGACUGUAUGGGUGAGUUAAAUGUAUGUUAUUACAUUUUGAAAGUCAAUCAUAAAGUCUGCUAUGAAAUGAAACGCUUUUAUUUCACCUAUCUCCAUAAUUCCAAAUAUAGAUUGUCGCAUAUUUAUAAGACUCCGUCUUCAGGUGUUUUAUACAGUACACUUUAAUUGAAAGUAAAAUAGAUAACGCGUAGUGUGCGCUACGACCCAUGGAUGUUUUCAAUGUGAAGUGUACUGUAAAUUACAACUUGUAAAAAGUUCGCGCGAGCUACCCAUAAGGCGCCACGUGUGCGAUUACUUUAGGCUUUACUAUAGCGAUUUAUAUGCACGUUGGCGUGGUGGUAACUAAAGAUCUGUAAAAAGCUUUAUAAUCUUCAUUACCCGACUUUAACCCUGCUCCAACGCCUUACACUCUAUAAAGUAUGAGUCUGUAUGUAGGAUAUUUCUCGCGGCUUGAUAUUGUAUCUAUAAUGUUUAUAAUCUAAGGUCAUUAUGUCAUGUUAGGUGUAGCAGUAUGUUAAAUUGGGCGUCGAAAAUAUUAACGAGUAUGUACAUUGUGUCAAUAUAAAUUUCCCUAUAUUUUUAUUUUAUGCUCUAUAACAACUUUAAGAUGCAUCAAUUUUUGUUAAAUAAAAUAUCAAACGGUA
This is a messenger RNA of Pectinophora gossypiella (pink bollworm), 2161 nucleotides long. Its product is annotated as growth hormone-inducible transmembrane protein-like. Bases 169 to 1179 code for a protein of 336 amino acids. Gene Ontology annotation, cellular component: mitochondrial inner membrane. NCBI's taxonomy places the organism in Eukaryota, Metazoa, Arthropoda, Insecta, Lepidoptera, Gelechiidae. The transcript has 8 exons. The record is from RefSeq and is a predicted model, not a curated record.